Molecule: messenger RNA, 3209 nt
Organism: Amyelois transitella
Lineage: Eukaryota; Metazoa; Arthropoda; Insecta; Lepidoptera; Pyralidae
Product: serologically defined colon cancer antigen 8 homolog
Exons: 15
Coding region: 103-2685 (860 amino acids)
Biological process (GO): neuron migration; centrosome cycle; establishment of cell polarity
Cellular component (GO): centriole; centrosome
Source: RefSeq, a predicted model, not a curated record
UCCAACUUCCAAAUUUAAAAUUUUAUUUUUUAUUUAUUUUUAUAUUCAAAAUGUGACGAGUUAGUUUUUACGUACUUAGGUUUUAAUUAAAUAAAAAAAAAUAUGUAUCCAUAUUUUUGGUAUUACAGACGGCCAACUAAAAUGAGCGAAUAUGGCCUGAAAAGAGUUCCUGACUACACUGAACUGGCUUAUAAGGAGGCUGUGUCCAAGUUGAGAUACUUUUUGUCUGGAAACUACGCGCCAAGUGUUCGUAGCUAUGGUGGCUCACCGUCACUGAAGAAUCUGGACGAGUCUGACGAUUUGGACAAGAAGUACGCAUCGUACAACACCCUGACCGAGUACAAGCCAAGGCCGCGUCUGACUGCCAAGUACGCCACAUUGUACGCUGAUAGCCUGAACAAUUAUACACCUCAGCAUGUCAGCUCGACACCGAAUGUGACCAUGACUCCGGUCGACCCCACCUCUGCUCCAAACCCUGACGUCAUCAACUUCAUUCAGAAGCAGGAGGAGUACAUUGAACAACUGGAAAGAGAGAGCCAGUAUUGCAGGGAUGAACUCAACAACCUUCUGGGUAAAGUGAAAGAAGUGAUAUCUGAAAACGAGAACCUCCACGAGGCUCAGAAGAACAAGCUGAUUUCCAGAAUGUUCCACUCAUACAACGGCGGCUCUGAAACUGAUGAACUUGACGACUUGGGUGACAGUACUGGCUUGGAUAGCGAUAAUAAGACAACACCAAAAUCAAGGAGGUGUAUGAAGGGCCGGUCGUCAUCUGUCCGGCUCGAAGGACCAAACAUCGUUUUCGAGUCCCGCAUUGCUGAGUUGGAAGCUCAACUGACACAAGCUAAAAUCGACCUUAAGAAGGUGCAAGAAGAGAACAAUGAAAAUAAGCGCAAGUUGGCAUCUGGCUUGGUUGACACAACCUGCUUAGACGGCUUCAAACGUCAAAUUGACAACUUGCAAAGAGACAAGUCGUCCUUGGAGGCUCAGAUAGAGAAACUCAAGCUGAGUCUGGACCAGAAGGAAGGUGACUUCGACGGUCGGUACAAGCGGUCAGACGCCGUGGAGCAGCAGCUCAGGGAGGAGAGGAACAACUUGGAGAUCGAGAUUAGGAGACUCAAGGAUGACCUAUCCAAGGAGCGGUCCAAGGUCCGGGAGCUGGCCAGCGAGGGCUCCCGGCGCGCGAUACAGGAGCGAAGCGCGGCCGAACAACGUUACAACGCUCAUUUCGAUGAGCUUCAACACGAUCUUGCUGCUCAGUAUGACAACGUCUCUAAGCUGCAGCUGGAUUUGGAACGCCAGCGUCGUGAGGAGAAUGACUUGAAACGAGAGUUGUCGAUGAAGAACUCAGCCAUUGAAGAACUCAAGAUGGAACUGAAGAACAAGACAUCAUCUCUCCAAGCGGAUCUUGCGCAAGCGCAUGCUGAGAAAGCAUCGCUUGAAGAAGAGCUGGCGAGCGCAAGACUUGCCAUCGAGAGACACCAACGUCAAGCCAAACAUGAGGCCAAUCGUCUUAACUCUGAGAUACAAUCCCUGCGUCAGCGUCUGGAUCGAGCUGAUGCGGACGUGGUGCACUCGCGUCGAGAAAAUCUUCGUCUUUCUGAGCAAAUUUCUACUUUGGAGAAAGAGUUGAACAUGAAGAAUCUGACCCCAGUGACUCCAGAGAAGAACAAGAAGGAACUAUCAACAAUGAUGGAAUCCAUGGAGAAUAAACACGCUAAAAAGGUGGCUGGGUUGGAGUCCAUGAUUCAAUCUCAAAACAGUCUGAUGGAGAAACUCACCGGCGAAUGUCGUUUGCUAACAGACAAGCUCGACGACGCAAAUCGUAGGCACAAGGAAGAACUGGCCACUUUGCAGCGUCAAGUAGAGAGCAUCGGCCGGUCACUGCAGCCGGUUCCAGCUUCACCUAGCACCUACCAAGCACCACCCACGCGCACGCCUUCAGCCGACCGAACUGUACCACAUCCCCCGUCCAAUGCCGGACCAGACCAUCCCCGAGCUGAGUCCACCAGAGUCCCCCAAGAUGGAGACUCAGUCACAAACAUCCGACCAGACAGCGUCGACAUUAAUGACCACCGAACCCCAAGAACAGCAAAACAAGACUCUAGAUCCUCUUUACUAGAUAAAAACGUUAUAAAUGACGGUACUGCUGCAGUUGUGAAUAAUAUAGAAGAAAAUGUUAAAGAUGAUUAUGAACAUCAAAAGGAUAUGGAUGUCGAACAAAUGCAGCAACAAGACUUUCAACCAGAAAUGUACAAUGAAGGGAAUUUUAACUACGAACAGAAUUAUGAACAAAAUCCGGAACAAUCUUACGGACAAGCUCCUGAACAAACUUAUGAAGAACAUCAAGGUGCGGAAUAUCAGAAUGGAGGUUAUGUGCAAAAUUAUGAACAACAGCCUUACACGGGACAAUAUGAAAAUUAUGAGCAAUAUCCCGAACAACAGUAUGUUGAUCCUAAUGCACAAUAUGAGGGACAGUAUGAGAAUUACGCCACUGAUGGUAAUUACGAACAGAAUUAUGACAAUACGCAGUAUAAUCAGGAAUAUGCCAACAACGACGCAACCAUAGACAAUCAGAAUCCAAAAUACGAUGAAAAUAUUGCCCCCACACAAGAAAUUCAAGAAAAACAAGCCACGCAAGAAAUCAAAACAAAUGACGCGCCAAAAGAAUUAUCUAGUCAAAGUUAGCGAGAUUUAUAGAUUUAUAUUUUUGACUUGUGCAAUAUUAUGUUUGUUAUUAUUAUUUUUUGCAAAUGUUUUAUGUAAAAUGUGCUAAAAUAAAUUUGAGCUUUUGAUGUUAGAAAUUAAAUCAGUUAGAUUUAUCUGUAUCUAUACCGAAUUCUUAUUAUAACGUUAAAAUCUGCCUAACCUGUCGGGAAAAGUGUGAAUUUUGAAAUCUUCAAAAUUAUGUUCACAACAAUUCACCAAAUCUGUUAAACACUGUAUGUUUAUAUUAUUAUAAGUAGGUUUACGGCCUUAUUUUUCUCGUAAUAACGAUCUAACUCUUGUCAGUGGAUUAAAAGUUCGUCUUUUCUACCAUAUUUUAUUUCCUUCAUAGGUAAGUAAAAAAUGUAACAUAGAAAAGACACGUUCUGUAGAUCAAAAAACAUAACAAUAAAGAUGUAGCACAAAAUGUCUAUUUAGUAAGUACCUAAUACUCGUAUGAUAGGUACAAUAACGGACAGAAAGGUACAGAUAUUCCUAAUUGAUUG